AUGCCCAAGUCAAAGCGAAGCUGGACCGCUAAGGAAGACAACGAACUGAGAACUUGCGUUAGAAACCUUGGCCCACGAUGGGUUAAAAUUUCUUCGAUACUCGAUGAACGAUCCGCAAAAGAAUGUGCUGAGAGAUGGAAUAAUUGCCUACGCCCUGGAAUUAAUGCUACAUCGUUCUCCCUCACUGAGCGCCAAAUGAUAAAGGAAUUUUAUAGAAUUUAUGGACCACAGUGGAGUAGGAUUGCGGCAAAUCUUCCUCGUCGCACUUCUCAAAUGGUCAAAAAUUGCUGGUAUUCAAUGCGGCGAUCAGAAGCCAUUAGAAUUCGUCAGUCGUCAGAAGCCGAAGCC
This is a messenger RNA of Paraglomus brasilianum, 348 nucleotides long. The record is from the annotation of a GenBank genome assembly. NCBI's taxonomy places the organism in Eukaryota, Fungi, Glomeromycota, Glomeromycetes, Paraglomerales, Paraglomeraceae.